AUAUAAGGCUCUGAACAUAUGGCAUACGAAAAUAAAAUAUCAUUAUCCAGCUCCGUACAUACUUAUCAAGAUGCCUAAAUGCUCGGCCAAAUGCGGAAAAAACGCAAUAUUAAAGAGACCAAAAACUGGCGACGUACUUUGUAAGGAAUGUUUCUUUGAAGCAUUUGAAAAUGAAAUACAUUUUAGCAUUAAAAGAGCCAAAUUAUUUCGUCCAGGUGCCAAGGUCGCAAUAGCUGCAUCAGGCGGAAAGGAUUCUACAGUUCUAGCUCAUGUUCUUAAAUUAUUAAAUGAAAAGUACAAUUAUCAAUUAAAUCUUGUUCUCCUGUCUAUUGAUGAGGGUAUAACAGGAUAUCGAGAUGAUAGUUUACAGACUGUCAAACAAAAUAGGGAUGAUUAUAAAAUACCUUUAAAGAUUUUAUCUUAUAAAGAUCUUUAUGGAUGGACCAUGGAUGAAAUAGUUACAGAGAUAGGAAAAAAAAACAAUUGUACAUUUUGUGGAGUGUUUAGAAGGCAGGCCUUAGAUAGAGGCGCGAAUAUUUUAAAGGUUGAUUACUUAGCCACUGGUCAUAAUGCCGACGAUGUUGCAGAAACUGUAUUGAUGAAUAUUUUAAGAGGCGAUUUAGCUAGACUAAAUAGGUGUACUUCAAUUAUUACUGACAGUGGUGAUGGCAUUCCCAGAGUGAAGCCCUUAAAAUAUGCAUAUGAGAAAGAGAUAGUCAUGUAUGCAUAUUUUCAAAAAUUAGUUUAUUUCUCUACAGAGUGUGUGUAUGCUCCAAAUGCAUACAGAGGACAUGCUAGGAUGCUCCUAAAAGAUUUAGAGAAAAUUGACCCCUCAAUUAUCAUGAGUAUAAUUCAUUCUGGAGAAAAUUUAAGAGUAAAUAAGAAUGCAAAAAUUCCAUCAUUAACAUGGUGCAGCCGGUGUAAUUUUGUGUCAUCCCAAGAAAUAUGUAAGGCAUGUGUACUUUUAGAAGGCUUAAAUAAAGGUUUGCCUAGAUUGGGAAUAGGAAAGUCAAGCAAAGCUAAAAAAAUACUAAAAGAAAAUAAAAAUGUUAAUGUUAAUAGUAGUUCAAAUACUAAAAAUAAAGUAGUAUCAGAUGCCAUUUGCCAAAACACAUGUAAUUGUUCGCCAAAUAAUUUCAAAAAUAUAGAUAGGGAAAAAUAA
Cylas formicarius (sweet potato weevil) is the source of this 1162-nucleotide messenger RNA. RefSeq names its product cytoplasmic tRNA 2-thiolation protein 1 (gene Ctu1). Gene Ontology annotation, molecular function: tRNA binding. Gene Ontology annotation, biological process: tRNA wobble position uridine thiolation. Gene Ontology annotation, cellular component: cytosolic tRNA wobble base thiouridylase complex; mitochondrion. The transcript has 5 exons. The record is from RefSeq and is a predicted model, not a curated record. NCBI's taxonomy places the organism in Eukaryota, Metazoa, Arthropoda, Insecta, Coleoptera, Brentidae. Bases 71 to 1162 code for a protein of 363 amino acids.